AUGGAGAAGUUUAAAGAAUGUUGUGAUCUCGAUAAGAUAACUUCUAAAAAAUCAUUGUACUUGGAUGUUCCUACUAGGUGGAACUCCACAUAUUUGAUGUUGAAGGUUGCUACAGUUUAUGAGGAAGCCUUUACAAAAUAUUGUGAUAUUGAUUAUGGUUUGAUGUCAUGUAUUUCUAACUGUAUUUAUGAGGAUAGACAACCUGCAUGUCCUCUUUUAAGUACUGAUUGGGAUAGUGUAUCAGGUACACUUUAUAUUACGUCUAAUGUGCACUUUCUUGAGAUAUGUGUUGUUGGCUCUUCUUUGAAAGAGUUGAUGCAAAGUGAAUAUGCUACCUUGAAAGAAAUGGCAAAGAGUAUGAAAGAGAAGUUUGAUAAAAAUAAUAGGUGUGAAAAUACAAAUGAGGUGAAGACAUACAUGGAAUCUUUGUUCAAUUUGUAUGCAAAGAAGAAUGGUGGUUCUGGUUCAUGUCCAUCUUCUCCAUCUUCUGGUUCAUGUCCAUCUUCAUCUUCUCCUGGUUUAUGUCCAUCUUCUUCAACUUCAUCUACUUCUUCAUCAUCGCUUUCAAAAUCCAUGCUAGAUUUAAAGAAGCAUAAGGAGAGUGAAGGAAUUGAUUUUAAAACAGAGUUAGAUAAAUAUUUGGGUGAAGAUGUUGAGGAAGACUAUGAAAAUUUUAACAUUCUGAGGUGGUGGAAGUUGAAUUCACCCAGAUUUCCCACUCUUGAUGAGAUGGCAUGUGAUGUGCUAGCCAUUCUGAUUUCUAGUGUUGCCUGA
Molecule: messenger RNA, 774 nt
Organism: Nicotiana tabacum (common tobacco)
Lineage: Eukaryota; Viridiplantae; Streptophyta; Magnoliopsida; Solanales; Solanaceae
Source: RefSeq, a predicted model, not a curated record